Arvicanthis niloticus (Nile rat) is the source of this 766-nucleotide messenger RNA. It is a transcript of the gene Orm1, whose product is annotated as orosomucoid 1. Gene Ontology annotation, biological process: regulation of immune system process. The record is from RefSeq and is a predicted model, not a curated record. NCBI's taxonomy places the organism in Eukaryota, Metazoa, Chordata, Mammalia, Rodentia, Muridae.
CCGGGUCUGGUGCCUCUGAGUGUCGUCGGCAUGGCGUUGCACAUGGUUCUUGUCAUGUUGAGCCUCCUGCCACUGUUGGAAGCUCAGAACCCAGAACACACCAACAUCACCAUAGGCAAACCUAUCACCAAUGAGACCCUGAGCUGGCUCUCUGACAAAUGGUUUUUCAUGGGUGCCGCUUUCCGAAACCUCAAGUACAAGCAGGAAAUGCAAACAAUGCAGACGGCAUUUUUUUACCUUGACUCCAACUUGUUAAAUGACACGAUAGAGCUUCGGGAGUUCCAGACCAUAGAUGACCAGUGUGUCUAUAACUCCACCCAACUGAGAUACCAGAGAGAGAAUGGGACCCUGUCCAAGUAUGCAGGAGGAGUGGAAAUCUUUGCCCACCUUAUAGUGCUGAAGAAACAUGGGGCCUUCAUGCUUGCCUUUGACGUGAUGGAUGAGAAGAAACUGGGGCUAUCCCUCUACACUAAAAAGCCAGAUAUUGCCCCAGAGCUGCGGGAAGUAUUCCAGAAGGCUGUCAAACAUGUGGGCCUGGAUGAAUCAGAAAUCAUAUUUGUUGACUGGAAAAAGGAUAGGUGCAGUCAGCCGCAGAAGCAGCAGCUUGAGCCUGAGGAGGAGACCAAGAAUGAUCCUCAGGAAGACCAGGCAUGAACUCAGCUCUCUGAACUCCAUGGGCUGUCCCCAUGCCCACCCCACCCCCAUCCCCCGUCCUGUGUACUUUGAUUCUAUUUCUGCCACAAUAAAGGUUUGGUGAAACAGUCAA